GGCAGAGAAAGAGAGAGGGGGAGAGAGAGGAAAAUAAGAGCCAUCAGCCCCAUCUAUCCGUCUCUCAUACUACUGGAUAUUAUUAUUUUUCGGGGGGAUCUCUUUAUUUCCGUCAUCUUAUCAUUUUUCGCUCUUCCUUUUGUUGUUCGCUCUUUUCUGUCUUGGAGACUUCACAUCGCCGCGACUCUACUCUGCUGUUUCUGCCGCCUUUAUUUCUGCUCUCUUAUUAAUAUUGUUUAUAGCUCCCCACGGACUCACCGAGCGAUCGACCGACCAAAUAAUCGACUGACAGCUACUCCUGGAGGAUGAUUUAGAUUGGGUCAACAUGGUGCCAUUUUUGGGAUAAUUCCCCCUUUUUUUCUUUCUUUUUUGUUUCCUUUUUUCUUUUGCACAUUUGCUUGCAUGGGACUAGCGACUAUCAGGUGGACACCCUGAGCGCACACGCGUCACCUGUACGCGCACCUUUUGACGGCGCGCCUGUCAAUUAGCAUCACUAAGUGGAUUAUUUUGAUCUUAUAGUCUCUUGCAGGUUGCUCCACUCCACUUCCUCCUCCCUUCACCUCCCCCCUUCCUCCUCCUCCUCCUCUGCCUCCCGAGAAGUUAUGUCAAGGCCUCUCACUCAGCUCCUACCGCCGGAUCUCCCUGCCGGGGCCACCAGCCCCCAGUUUGGGGCCAGCAACCCGGCUGGAAGUGGUCCCCAAGGUGGACACCUGACCUCCAUGACCAACCUGAAGACCCUGCUUCAACUGCCAAUCAAAGCCGACCAGAGAGGUCCCAAGGACUGUUGCGAGAUGAAAGACAAAGACAAGCCCCUGGACUCUGAUGAAGACUCACUGGGUGUCAGCGCCGGUGGGGCUGGUGGGGUGGGAGGAACCCCGGCCUCCAGCACGCUGCGACCCAACUCACAGUCAGCCUUCCUGGGCCCGCUGCUGUGGGAGAGGACCCUGCCAUGUGAUGGAGGCCUGUUCCAGCUGCAGUACAUGGACCUGGAGGAGUUCCUGACUGAGAACGGGAUGGGGAUGCACAGCAACGGGCCCAGCUCUGCCAGCGCCCAGAUCCCCUCGCAGAGCUCCCAGUCUGCAGUGCCCAACCAGAGCUCCCAGUGUCCUCCCACCUCUCCUCCGCCCUGCUCCUCAUCUUCCUCCUCCAUGUCCUCGUCAUCCUCCUCUUCCUCACUGCUUGGACUGGAGACCGUCCAGCCACAGCCACCACCACCACCACCUCAACAGCAGCAAAGCAUGAUGGGAGGACCUGAGUGUCUACAUGGUGGUCAGGCAGUGCCUCAGGACCCGUCACCCUCCUCGACCUGCCCUCCGGGGCCCACCGGACCAGGGGGCACCAACGGCAGCAGCGACAUCAUGGUGAACUGACCUGACCCGGCGGACCUGGCGCUGUCCAGCGUGCCGGGCCAGGAGGCGUUUGAUCCGCGGCGGCACCGCUUCAGCGAGGAAGAGCUGAAACCUCAGCCAAUGAUCAAGAAGGCCCGCAAGAUGCUGGUCCCGGAUGAACAGAAGGAUGAAAAGUACUGGAGCCGGCGAGUGAAAAACAACGAGGCAGCGAAGCGCUCGGAUGCCCGGCGGCUGAAGGAGAACCAGAUCUCGGUGCGUGCGGCCUUUCUGGAGCGGGAGAACGCCGCUCUUCGCCAGGGAGGUCGCCGACAUGAGGAAGAGCUCGGCCGCUGCAGGAACAUCAUCAACAAGUACGAGAGCCGGCACGGAGACUUGUGAGGAGACGGAAGGAGGAGGAACGGGCGGGAGGGGAAGUGGCGAUGAGACAAGGGUACAAGGCAACCCAACAACAGCAGCACUUUAGUUGAGGUGGCGAGUGGGGGGAAGGCUGACGUAGAUCUGCAGUAAGCACCGUGCGGCACCGGGCGCAACGCGUCUUUUAGUGCGAGCGCUGUGCUCCAGGAUGUCACGACAGGAAGGCACAGCCAAGCCAGUUUCUUUCCCGACUUUGACUCUCUGUAGACGCCGCUUCGCUGAAUCCACACACCGUACUGUAUCACCACCUCGGCAGCUUCACCCUCGGUGCUGCGCUUACGCCCGGUGCCGCACGGCGUUUUUGCAGGUAGUGCGUUUCCACCCGCCGCUCUGACCAGUUCAAACAGGGUGUUGAAUUCACAAUAUGCCAGUGAAAUCUCACUUUUUAAGCUCAAGGCAUGGACACAAGCCAGAAGAGGUCAGAUGUGUAAUUUUUUUCUAUAAACAAGUCAAAAAGAAAACGUGUAUAUUUUUGAACUGGCAGGAAGGCAAGACUAGUCCAGCAAAGAGGAGGCGCAGAGGGAGGAAGAGGAGCAGGGCUUUCGUCAAUAACUCAAAGAGAUUUUGACAUAGGAUUAUUGUAUAUUUUCUAUUAGCAGAGGUAUUUAGGAGGCGGAUUUUGGAGAUAAUCUUUUGUAUAAUUUAUAUAUGGGGCGGGAGGGGCUGUUAGCUGGACAGUCACGGGGCCACAUAAAGCGCUUUUCCUCCCAGCUGUUUAUUGCAUAACAAUAAAUAAUCUAUUUUCAACUUUAGAGAGCUGGUUAGUCAGAGGAAGAGGUGUAACAGAAUGUAUUAUGGUUGAUUCAGGUAUUUCACACAGCAUGAGGCAAGGCGAGGUAUUUUCAUUUCCGACUGUUUUUGGCAUUGAAAGGGGGCGGAGUCAGGACGACGGUGAAACAAUUGUAUAGUUUAAAGACAUUUUUGUGUCCGUUUGUUUCCUCAGCUCGUUCAGCGGAGGGCUUCUCUCCUCGCUGAUUCUGUGUCUGAACUGGACAUAAAUCGCGGGGCUUUUAUUUUCUGAAGGAGGAGAAAAAGCUGAAAUAUUAAUUAGCCAUCGAACCCUGGAUGUGAGCAGAUGUGCGAGGAUAAGCAAAGAGGGAGGAGUUCGCUGGCGGGUUUGCAUUUUAGUUCGGUGAAUGUGUCUUGCUCACACACACACACACAAACUUGUAACCAUUGCACAGCGUGAUUGCGGUUGCUUUCUUUACUUGUCAAUCAUGUCUAGGCGGUGCAAAAGUUUAACACUAACUGGUUUAGGGUUGAUCUGUCCGAGUGACUGAAACCUUCAACACACACACACACACACACACACACACACACACACACACACACACACACACACACACACACACACACACACACACACACACACACACACACGGAGUCUUCACAAAGGUUUGAACCCUUAUUGUUGUUGUUGAUGUUGUUAUGGACUUCUAUGGUGCUGAUCUAAUCUGAUCCUCGACCUGACCACGCACACAAAUAUACACACAAAUCAUAGUUGCACACACAUCACACACAGUACUGAACUGCCUGUUCCCUUUUCUUUGUCUUUAUUCCUUAUUCUUAGUUUAUUUUUCUCUCUUUUGUUGCAUAUUGUAUUAUAAAUCAUAUAUAGAUUUACACACCACACACACACACACACACACACACUUGUCUAUACCUCUCCUUCAAACUUUACCCAAUGAGAACGAGAAAUGCACCCUACUGCUACUGUACCAUACAACUGUACUAUUGAAUAUUAAACUAUUCUCUCACUAGAUAUAUAUGUGUAUAUGAUAUAUGCUUGAAUUAUGUGAUUAUAGUUGUAAUAUACAUAAUUGAAUAUAUUUCAGAAAAACCGUUGGAAUCAUUUUGUCAGUUUUUUUUCUCAGGUGUUGUCUGAGGUAUUAAAUAUGCAUAUUAAAAAAAAAAAAAAAAUCUUUGAUCCGAUCACAGAAUCUGUGGUUUGGUUUGUUUUAUUUUUUGUGGAGGGGGUUCUAUUUCAUGUUUCCUGUUGGGUUUUAUUGUUAUGAUUCAGUUUUAGCCCAUUUUUGUUUGUAAGUCACCAGCAUGGGGCAGAAAGCUCUGCAGGCUAACUGCCCCCACCCCCGUUAGUUACUGUUGCUCUCAGCCUGUCGCACUUUGCACUCUAGAGGACAGUUUAACAGUUUACCAAAGGCCUUCAGAGAGCAACUUCUUUGAACAGGCAGUUAUUUUGACACCUCCAUCUAAAAGGGAUCCUGUAGCUGUGAUUUGGGUGCUAGCACCUCCAGUCAAAAUCCAAUAAGAACUGCGUAAAACGGUUGGCGACAAAUAAGGUUUCAUUGGUCCUCUAUAGUCACAGACAGCAUAAAAGAUGGACAUAGCUACUCUGACAUCACCUGUUGGUUUGUGAGGUCUCACUCUGAAGCCUCCUGAUGAGUGUUUUCGUCAUCGCCAUCGUGGUGUUUUGAAACUGGAUGUGAUGGAAAGAUGCCGCCAUGCUCACUGUCUAACAAACUGUCAGUCAGAAGUCAGUAGCCAAUGAGUGUGCCCCCUGCAGUCGUUUCUCAAACAGUAUGAUCAAAGUUUACAAAAUGAAAUUCAUAUUUUGAUUCAGUAUAAUUUAAACCUGUAAACUCAUCAGGAGACUGUUUAUAGAGUUCAUCAGUGAGACUUUUAGAAGACCUCAGCUAUCGCCAUCUGGUGGCCUUUAGACAGAAUGCAGGAUUUUAGACAUUUCUGGAUUGGCUCCAUUUUUGCAGCCUGGAAGCUAUGUCCAUGUUUCAUGCUAUCUACACACACACACACACACACACCACAACACACACACACACACCACACACACACACACACACACACACACACACACACACACACACAACUAAACCGUGUGUGUAGUUCGGUGCAAUGACACAAUUACCAACGUUUCUCCACGUUGGCUGUUUUAGCAUUCCUGAACUCUCCCAUUGAAUUCUGUUCAGGAUUUCUUGAUUGCUGUGUUUCCUCCCCUUUAUACUGUCUCUGCUUUUUUCUAUAACAUUUGGAGUUAAGUCCUAAACUCUGGAAGAUUUUAUUAGCUGCAGCUAACUUCAGCCUAGCUAACAGCUUGUUUUAUAAUAUAGAAUUUGUAAAGGGAUAAGCAGCUGGGAGAUUUCCGCUGUCUUAAUAAACUGUAACAAAACAAAGAAAAUAGCUCCAUUACUUUAACAGACUGCAGGCAAGUUGUUUGCUAAAAACAGUUUAACUGAGUGUAGGCGAGUACCAGCGGAUUCACCUCCUUCUCUCCCAAGGAAAGCCGGAGUAUCAUGUUGUGCUGAUGAUAACAUCCAGAGGAGUGUACUAUGAAGACUGGUGAUGGCUUAUCGAGCUAAAGUCUGUCACAAAAAGUCGUCUUUUACCUGGUUAAAUCACCAUGGCAGCAGGUUAUGUUCAGUUUUGGUUUGGUUUUGGUUUAAAAUCGACUGAAGCUUCACGUCUUACAGCAUGUUGUAACUGCAGCGUAGAGUCUCUGUGGGGAGAAUAUGUUUUAUCCCUGUUAAGCCUUAUGCUACUAAAACCACUGAAUGAAGCACAGCUGUGUUGUAUUGUUAUCCUUGAUUCUAAUGAUACACACAGCACCCAUUCAAGUUCACUUCACUCUGCUCUGCAGACAAACUGAAGUGUUUCCACAUCUCCUUCAUUAGGUUAUGGGACAGUGAUAUUCAGAGUUUAAAUGUAUCCAGUUUGGAUUUUCAGACCUCUAAUGUGCAGGCCGUUACCUUAGAAAUAAACUGCAGCACCAAGCGCGCCAGAGCGCAUGACUUCAAAUGUUUAAAUCCAAACAUUAGUGAUUUUUGGCAGGAGUAAUCUCUUAUUUGUAAAAUUGUUGCACUUUACUGUUAUAUUUUUAUGUUCUUCAUAGAUUCGUAUCACCAUUUUAUCAAUAUCAUUAUCUGAUAACGUCUCUAAUUGGAGUAGGCUGCACUCAUCGGGAUGAUUUUGUGCAGAAGAGUCACAUGAUCUGAAGCAGAAAGCCCAUCUUAAUAACCACUGUCAUGAUGGCUGCCAUCUCCAGCUUUGGUUUUGUUGAGCCAGCUAACACACAGAAAGCCUGGCUGUGUUUCGAUCGUAGUACACCCCUCUGCUACGUCGUUUCCUGCCUCCUGCUCGGCCCACAUACAAACACACAGCCCUUCAUCUUCAGUGUCAUCAUACGCUAGAUUAAUCUCUUUGAAACAACAUUAUAUUAAUAACUCAGAAUUUUGAGAGGCUAAAUGCAGUGGCAGGUGCUAGGCUGUGAUUGGACAGUCACUGAAUGGGGCGGGGUUUAGUUGACUGUUACAUAUAGAAUUGUGUUAAUUUGCAGAUAGCGACUAAAACUUAGCUCUUGUCACAUGCUAUUCAGUCAGAGUGUUAUGAUUGUUCUUGAUAUUUUUGAUUGUUUUAUGUAACAGCUUGUGUUCUUCAGGUGAUUUUAGUCUCAUAUAACUAUGUUUUCAUUCCCAAGACCAACUUUCACAUUUUCUAUGAGCCUGUUUGCUGCUGGCCUCAUCCACAGAGACUUCACCGAGCCCCACGUGUACGAUGGGAGUUUGAUACACAGUGUGUACUGUAUGUUUUCCUUUCCCUUGUCUUCUUUUUGGGGAAUAUGUUUCAACCUGAGACACAAACUUUGAAUUGAAAUCCCUGGAAGAAACUCAGAGCUUCUUACACUUCCAUCUGUUGAUGGAAGAAGGAAGUCGUCUUUUUUCUUUGAUAUGUGGGAUUUGGGGAUUUCUUCACAGACCUUUCUGAAACUUUUUGACAGUGCUAUUUUUCUAUGUAACUGUGUUGUUGAGUGUGGUACCAGCUUUUCUCUGACGGGCGUUUGAGGCCUGCUCUUCAUGUGGCAGCAGUGAGUUUGCUGCUGUGCGAUAAAACGGCAUUGCGGGUAAUAAUGACAACAAUAACGAUGAUGAUGACAAUAAUGUGCGCAGCCUUGUUACUUCUUCUUCAACUCUGUGGAUUCUCAGCUAACUUCCUCUUGUUGUGACUGACUGUUAUAAACUGCAAGUCCCACGAGCUCAGCACUACCCCAGCUCCUCACCAGUAUUGUGUGCAGUCCACAGGGAUGCUGGCAUGUGUGGUCUAUUGUCCCCUCCAAACACCAAUA
Messenger RNA from Archocentrus centrarchus (flier cichlid), 6858 nucleotides. It is a transcript of the gene dbpa, whose product is annotated as D site albumin promoter binding protein a. Gene Ontology annotation, molecular function: RNA polymerase II cis-regulatory region sequence-specific DNA binding; DNA-binding transcription factor activity, RNA polymerase II-specific. NCBI's taxonomy places the organism in Eukaryota, Metazoa, Chordata, Actinopteri, Cichliformes, Cichlidae. The record is from RefSeq and is a predicted model, not a curated record. Gene Ontology annotation, biological process: regulation of transcription by RNA polymerase II. Gene Ontology annotation, cellular component: nucleus.